UUCCCCUCUGAUCUCCUGAAAUGCUUUGCUGACCUUACUGUGAAGGGAGGAGUCCGCUUAUCCCGUGCUUCCUCACCUCGUCCUGCUUCUCCACUUCUCAUCGAUUCCCGCUCCGCCAACGCACUCGAUGACCAGCCCGGAAGGGCCGGUCCUGCUCUACUAACCAGUGCUGAUUCCGCCACCUGUCAACCGAGCAUCUAUGACUCCGCAGAUGUCACUCCCGCCUCCUACGCACUCAUGAGCCAUCAUGACCUGGCAAUUGCUUCACUCUGUAAUGCAAAUCGUGUUGUAGACAUCCAUGAAGUCAGACAAGCAAUCACGGGCGGCUUCUACUAUGUCCGCGACUGGAAGAGACUCAAGCCUGAUUGGACUCUGGAGGACAGCAACCUUGAGUGCCCUCACAUCGGCCUGUGCAGAGGUCGUGACGGGAUAGUUGUCGAGCCUCCUUCGCCGGUUUCGCACAUGCACAUGUUCGGUCAGCUCGGCGUCCUUUUCUGCGAAGAUGGCCGUUCGCCGAAAUGCCGCCUCUGGCAUCGCAACCUCAUCCACUGUCACCUGUGUGAUACCUAUGCCUGCAAACCCUGCCUGGAGAUGCAUCUGAACCGCACCAAAGCCAACGCAAAGCAUCGCACAAGACCUGCCAAUCAGAAGAGGAAGGCAGCACGCGCCGCUAUGUUUGAGCAGUCGGCCUCGGAGCAG
Aureobasidium vineae is the source of this 699-nucleotide messenger RNA. Lineage: Eukaryota; Fungi; Ascomycota; Dothideomycetes; Dothideales; Saccotheciaceae. The record is from the annotation of a GenBank genome assembly.